Molecule: messenger RNA, 513 nt
Organism: Myotis davidii
Lineage: Eukaryota; Metazoa; Chordata; Mammalia; Chiroptera; Vespertilionidae
Gene: SPINK2
Product: serine peptidase inhibitor, Kazal type 2 (acrosin-trypsin inhibitor)
Exons: 4
Coding region: 1-240 (79 amino acids)
Biological process (GO): spermatid development; negative regulation of serine-type endopeptidase activity
Molecular function (GO): serine-type endopeptidase inhibitor activity; protein binding
Source: RefSeq, a predicted model, not a curated record
AUGAGCUUGGGGCUGGCGCUGCUGGCCACGCACCUGGCAGCCUCUCUGAACGAUCAAUUUGGUCAUCCUUCAGGAUAUAGAACACCAAACUGUAAUCAAUAUAGAUUACCAGGAUGUCCCAGAGACUUUAACCCUGUAUGUGGAAGCGACAUGUCCACUUAUGCCAACGAGUGUACUCUGUGCAUGAAAAUCAGGGAAGAUGGUCAUGAUAUAAAAAUAAUCCGAAGUGGACCGUGCUGAUGGAGCAUUUUACAGAAGAGAAAUUGGAGAAACCACCUUCAACUACACACUAGAUGAAUUGCAUUUUCGCUUUUUCUCUUUUCCUAUGUUUCUUUGCAUGAGAUUUGUUAACUCACGUUUUCCGAGAGGAGAUGUGGAAGACAACCGUGUGCAGUAACUGAUGAUUAAAGCAAAAAACAAAACAAAACAAAAUGGUUGUUUCUUGGCUUUUGCCCCUUGAGUCAAGCUUAUUGUUCAGGUGGCUUGUGCAUUGCUUUAUUUAGUUGGAAUAAA